This is a messenger RNA of Phytophthora sojae, 261 nucleotides long. RefSeq lists its product as hypothetical. Gene Ontology annotation, molecular function: serine-type endopeptidase activity. The record is from RefSeq and is a predicted model, not a curated record. The transcript has a single exon. The annotation marks the transcript as partial. NCBI's taxonomy places the organism in Eukaryota, Oomycota, Peronosporomycetes, Peronosporales, Peronosporaceae. Gene Ontology annotation, cellular component: membrane.
UACUACACGCUGCUCACAGCCAUGUUCAGCCAGAUGUCGCUGGGCCACUUGGGCGCCAACAUGCUGGGGCUCUACUUCUUCGGGCGGCAGAUCGCCGAGGUGCUGGGCCCCCGCCGGUUCCUCUAUCUGUACCUGGUCGGGGGCGUGCUGUCGUCCGCGGCGGCCGUGCUGGAGCAGCAAAAGUCCGGCCGCCUGACGUUCAACCUGGGCGCCAGUGGGGCGGUGAACGCCAUCACGGCCAUGAGCGUGCUGCUGUUCCCG